This is a messenger RNA of Python bivittatus (Burmese python), 2808 nucleotides long. The record is from RefSeq and is a predicted model, not a curated record. NCBI's taxonomy places the organism in Eukaryota, Metazoa, Chordata, Lepidosauria, Squamata, Pythonidae.
CUGGGGAGCAAAUUGCAAUCAAACAGUGUCGUCAGGAGUUGAGCCCACGCAACAGAGAAAGAUGGUGUUUGGAAAUACAGAUCAUGAAACGUCUAAAUCACCCCAACGUGGUGGCUGCCCGGGAUGUUCCGGAAGGGAUGCAAAAUAUCGCACCCAAUGACUUGCCAUUGCUGGCUAUGGAAUAUUGCCAGGGAGGAGAUCUUCGAAGGCAUCUGAACCAGUUUGAGAAUUGCUGUGGCCUACGUGAGAGAGAGAUUCUUAUUUUAUUGUCAGAUAUUGCUUCAGCCCUCCGUUACCUUCAUGAGAACAGGAUCAUUCACAGAGACCUGAAGCCAGAGAACAUCGUCUUGCAACAAGGUGAAGAGAGGUUAAUACACAAGAUCAUUGACUUGGGGUAUGCCAAAGAACUGGACCAAGGCAGUCUUUGCACAUCCUUUGUUGGGACUUUGCAAUAUCUGGCUCCAGAGCUGCUGGAACAACAGAAAUACACCGUGACGGUGGAUUACUGGAGCUUUGGUACACUGGCCUUUGAGUGCAUAACUGGUUUCCGACCCUUCCUUCCCAACUGGCAACCAGUACAGUGGCAUGCAAAAGUCCGACAGAAGAGUGAGCUGGAUAUUGUUGUUUAUGAAGAUUUGUCUGGAGAAGUGAAAUUUUCUAGCAAAUUGCCAUAUCCUAAUAAUCUAAAUAGUGUUUUGGCUGAUAGACUGGAGAAAUGGCUACAGCUGAUGCUUAAAUGGCACCCACGGCAGAGAGGCACUCAUCCUACCUAUGGCACCAAUGGCUGUUUCAAGUCUUUGGAUGAUAUCUUGAAUGUAAAGCUGGUUCAUAUCUUAAACAUGGUAACAGGUUCAAUGCACGUGUAUCCUCUAACAGAGGGAGAGACUUUACAGACCAUAAAGGCUAAGAUCCAGGCAGACACUGGCAUUCCAGAGCAGGACCAAGAGUUGUUACAAGAAGGAGGAUUAGUGUUAUUUCCAGAGAAGCUUGAUGUUCAGUACCUUGCUGAUAUAAAGCUUAAUGAUGCCACAGCUGCUGAUACUGGCCUUUUGUUCCUGUUUGACGACCGAAAAGUAGCCUAUGAGUCUCAGAUCUCUCCGCGGCCCCAUCCAGAAAGCAUAAACUGCAUUCUUCAGGAUCCCAAAAGGAACCUCGCCUUCUUCCAGUUGCGCAAAGUGUGGGGUCAGGUCUGGCAUGCAAUCCGAAGUCUGAAUGAGGACUUUAAUCAGCUUCAGAAAGGUCAAAGAGCAGCAAUGCGGAACCUGCUGCGUCACAACAGCACUCUUUCCAAGAUGAAGAAUACUAUGGCCUCUCUGUCCCAGCAGCUGAAAGCAAAGUUGGACUUCUUCAAAACUAGCAUCCAGAUUGACUUGGAGAAAUACAAUGAACAAAUUGAAUUUGGGAUCACUUCUGAGAAACUAUUACUUGCUUGGAAGGAGAUGGAGCAAGCUGUCGAGCUCCGUGGAAGAGAGGAGGAAGUGGAGCAGCUGGUGAAGAAGACAAUGGCCCUGCAGACAGAUAUUGUGGAACUACAGAGAAUCCCACAGGGCCGGAAACAAGGGAGCUCCUUGGAUGAUCUGGAGGACCAGGCAAGGGAUUUGUAUCGGAAACUGAGGGAAAAACCAAGAGAUCAAAGGACUAGUGGGGACAGCCAAGAAGUAGUUCGGUUGCUCCUACAGGCAAUCCAGACAUUUGAAAAGAAGGUCCGCCUCCUUUAUGUUCAGCUCAGUAAUACAGUGGUCUGCAAGCAGAAGGCACUGGAAUUGUUUCCUAAGGUGGAUGAGGUGAUGACUCUGAUGCACGAAGAUGAGAAAACAGUUGUCUGGCUUCAGGAGAAACGACAGAAAGAGCUCUGGAACCUCCUGAAAAUUGCAUGUAGCAAAGUCCGUGGGCCAGUCACCGGAAGCCCGGAUAGUAUAAACAUAUCGCGUCCUAAUAACCCCGGUCAGCUGCCACUCCAGGUUACAACCCCACACAAUAAUUUGGAUUCUGGGAUUAAAAGUGAGGAUCUACUGAUGGAAUCUCAUAGCCUCUGCAAUCAGCUGGAGAAUGUCAUGCUGGAUACAAUGAAGGAUCAAGAGCAUAGCUUUAUGACUUUGGACUGGAGUUGGCUGAAACUUCCAGCAGAAGAAAGAAAAAGCCUAGAACAGACUCAGAUGUGAACAUGAUUUUAAUUUAAUCACAUAAAAAUUGUGGAUGAUUUGACCUUACUGUAACUGUUCUUGGUGAGAAAUCUAUACUUGCAGCCUACUGGGCGACCCUAAGUGAUGUAUUUGAUUCUUACUCAACUGUAUAUAAACUAUAUUUUUCUGUAUGACUUUAGUUUAAAUUGAUACUUCGGGUAAAAGCUGUCUAACCUAGGCCCUUGAUGGUGGUGCCUGUUUCCGUAUUACUGCUUAAUUGCAGACACUGAAGAUAGGUUAACACAUGUUUUGCUACCCUGAUGUACAUGAGGAAGAUUCUCUGCUUCCAGCAAGGAAAGAAGUUAGAGUGCUCUUAAUAUGAGACUUCCACCUACGAUACAAUUCCCUGUUAAUGUGGCUGUAAAUAUAUUUGUGGGACAGAAGCUGCAUUGGUUUCCACGUGAGCUAGGAACUUUAUAAUGUAUGGAUGGGGGUCAACACAUGCAUCGGUAUGCACUCAGGCUUCCCUCCUGAAGUCAUUCAAAUGUUUGAGUGACGUUUGCAGGGACUGUGUGGAAGACGCUAGGCAUCUAGUUUUACAGCUUCCUCAGUGGAACUUUGCUGUCAACACUGUUUUGAGAUAGGUAGAAAUUUCCUCAAAGAAAUAAAUGAUAUUGAAGCCUUA